Molecule: messenger RNA, 2448 nt
Organism: Punica granatum (pomegranate)
Lineage: Eukaryota; Viridiplantae; Streptophyta; Magnoliopsida; Myrtales; Lythraceae
Source: RefSeq, a predicted model, not a curated record
AUGACAUGAAUGGAAGAAGCAAACCUAGUGCAAAGAGAUUCAUUUGAACGACUGUGUCUCUCCGAGUCUGAGAGAGAGAGAGAGAGAGAGAGAGAGAGAGAGCGAGAAGAACCCAUUUUCGACCGGAAGCCAAGUCCCAGUGCUUCUCCGUCGAUUCCCUUCCUUCUCUUCCAAGCAUUGAAUCUGCCGUCGUCGUCUUCUCCGAUUCUCCAUCCUCGGAGACGAGCCGAAACUGGAACUCCGUUGACCGGAAGGUUGUUCUGAUUUGAUGAGGAGCGUCCGCCAGUGCCAGAGGAUUUUCUUCCUCUGCUUGUUCUCCGUCUCUGUCUUCGCUCCCAUCGUUUUCGUUUCCCGGAGGCUCCAAAACAUUUCUUCCAUAGGACGCAAGGAGUUUAUAGAGGAUAUUUCGGCUGUGAAGCAUAGGCCGGAUGUUUUGAAACUCAACUCCGAUGAGCAGGAAGGGGGUCAAAGCUUGAAAGAGCCGAAGCUGGUCGUUUAUGAAGAUAGGGGUUUUGGUUCUGUUGCCAACUAUAGUGCUUCUGACAAGAUUGAUGGCGAUGUUGAGGAUUCUAUUGAUGCUGGAGACAAGCCUGAAGUUCAAAGAAAUGGGACCAGCACGAGGAGCUCAAAGGAAGAUCAGAAGAUGCAGAAGAAAGUGGUACCUACCAAAUCUCAUGGGAAGGACGACCCUACUAGAACUGUGGUUCAACGUAUUCAAAAGUCACCAGCACGAGGUUCAACGGAUAAGAAGGUCAAAGAGAUGAAAGAUCAGUUAGUCAGAGCCAAAGCAUACUUGAAUUUUGCUCCUCCUGGUAGCAACUCGCAUUUUGUGAAAGAGCUGAAGUUGCGGAUCAAGGAGUUGGAACGAGCUAUGGGGGAUCCCAGCAAGGAUACAAAUUUAUCUAGGAGCGCAUGGCAGAAAUCAAGAGCUAUGGAAGCUUCCUUGUCGAAGGCAAGCCACAUCUAUUCUGACUGCUCAGCCAUGGCCACCAAGCUCCGGGCUAUGACUUACAAUGCUGAAGAACAGGUCCGGGUGCAACAGGAUCAAGCAGCGUAUCUGCUUCAUCUUGCAGCUAGGACAACCCUUAAAGGCCUUCAUUGCCUUACAAUGCGGCUGACUGCAGAGUACUUUGCCCUGCUGCCAGAGGAAAGGAAGUUUGAUAACCAGCAAAAAGUGCACGAUCAAGAUUUGCACCAUUAUGCAAUUUUCUCAGACAAUGUUCUGGCAUGUGCCGUGGUGGUUAACUCUACAGUCUCCUCUGCAUUGGUACUGCCUCUACUCUUUAAACCAAUGGAUCCAGAGAAGAUCGUGUUCCAUAUAGUGACUGAUUCCCUCAAUUUGCCAGCGAUUUCUAUGUGGUUCCUACUUAACCCUCCUGUGAAAGCCACUCUUGAUAUCAGGAGCAUGCAAGAUUUUGAGUGGUUAUCUCCUAAGCGUCGGUCAGCUUUGGAGAAGCACAAUUCACGUGACCCAAGAUACACAUCUGCGCUAAAUCAUCUGCGCUUCUAUCUUCCUGAUGUCUUUCCUUUACUGAAUAAGAUAUUGCUGUUUGACCAUGACGUGGUGGUGCAAAGGGAUCUAAGUGAACUAUGGAAUGUGAACAUGAUGGGAAAAGUGAAUGGAGCUGUACAAACUUGUCAGGAAGGUGAAGGUUCAUUUCGGCGUAUGGAUACGUACAUUAACUUUUCAGAUCCAUUUGUUUCGGAGAGAUUUGAUCCAAACUCAUGCACGUGGGCAUUUGGUAUGAACUUGUUUGAUUUGCAAGAGUGGAGAAGACAAAAUCUAACUGCUGUAUACAGCAGCUACUUACAGAUGAACGGAAGGGACCCACUGUGGAAAGCGGGGAGUUUGCCCUUGGGGUGGCUCAUCUUCUAUAACCAGACGGUACCUCUCGACAAAAGGUGGCAGAUUCUUGGCCUAGGUUAUGACUCGGGGAUACCACGGAGCGAAAUCGAUCGAGCAGCAGUGAUUCAUUACGAUGGCGUAAUGAAACCUUGGCUUGAGAUCGGGAUCGGCAAGUACAAGGGCUACUGGAGCAGGCGUAUCUCCUACCACCACCCUUACUUGCAACAGUGCAACAUCCAUGAGUAGCAUUACAGGAAAAUAGUAGAGGGCAAAGCUUCAAGAGACCUGAGUUUCAAAACAGGAAACUGUAGGAGAGCAGGCAUCAUAUUCUUUUAUCCCUACGUUAGUAAUUAAUUCUCGGUGUAAAUCGAAACCCAUUCUUUUCGAGACUUUACGUGGCAGGAAUCUGUUGUAGGAAGUAGAGGGCUCCAUUUAUGUCUUAAUAAGUCAGAAUUGCCAGCAUUUAUCAAAAAAAAAAAAAGAGUCAGAAUUGCCAGCAGGUUUUCCAGUGCUGGCGGUAAUUUCAUUGUACAUAAACUGCUCUUUAGGAUGACGAUAAUACAAAUUCGAAACAUCCUGAUUUUUUGGAUAUUUAAAUUUGA